CAUAGUAGUAAAGAAUUCACCGAUAACGGCACAUUUCUUUUUUCAGCCCCCAAGAAACCAUUAUCGCCAUUUGCCAAAUUUCGUCAACUAGAUCGGCAAUAUAGUUCUUCUUUGCCAUCAAGUCCCAUAAAGUCGCCAGAAAAGGAGUUUCGUUUUAGAUUUACCGAACCUACUGUGACAAAUAACGCGGUACAAAUAAAGGAACGAUUGUUAGCUUGGUGCCGUUCCAAAACCAAGGAAUAUGAGAAUAUACAACUUGAUAAUUUCUCGACCAGUUGGAACAAUGGUUUGGCAUUUUGUGCUCUGAUUCAUCAUUUUAGACCUGACGCCUUCGAUUAUUAUUCAUUACGUCCGCAAGAUCGCAGGAAGAAUUUUGAUCUGGCAUUCAAAACAGCUGAUGAAGCUGGUAUCGCACCGUUGCUCGAUGUUGAAGACAUGGUGGCUAUGCGACGUCCGGAUUGGAAAUGCGUCUUCACUUACGUUCAAUCCUUUUAUCGUCGUUUCAAAGACGAAGAUUGAAUGAAAUUGGCUUUUACAAAUAUAUAUAUAUACUUUUUUAUUAUUAUAAAUAUAUGUCACUCUUAGCAGACCUCGCAAUUGAAUUAAUUUACAUAACGUAAUACUUGAUGAAUAUCGAAGAGAUUAAAAACACAAUUAACAAGUUGAUCUUGAUACAAGAAGGAAAAUUAAAGUGGUUUGAUAUUUUCUUGUUUUUUUAAUUUUUUACAUCUUCAAUUAACUUGGCACAAACUUUCGCACAAAUCAACGAAUUAUUUUAUUUAAAAAUAUGACAACUGUACUAAAGAAUGAAGACAUUGUGUAUCUUGUA
Polistes dominula (European paper wasp) is the source of this 829-nucleotide messenger RNA. RefSeq lists its product as uncharacterized. Lineage: Eukaryota; Metazoa; Arthropoda; Insecta; Hymenoptera; Vespidae. The record is from RefSeq and is a predicted model, not a curated record. Gene Ontology annotation, molecular function: protein binding.